Messenger RNA from Micromonas pusilla CCMP1545, 1194 nucleotides. RefSeq lists its product as uncharacterized. The transcript has a single exon. Gene Ontology annotation, molecular function: nucleic acid binding; zinc ion binding; hydrolase activity, acting on acid anhydrides, in phosphorus-containing anhydrides. The record is from RefSeq and is a predicted model, not a curated record. The coding region runs from base 1 to 1194 and encodes 397 amino acids. NCBI's taxonomy places the organism in Eukaryota, Viridiplantae, Chlorophyta, Mamiellophyceae, Mamiellales, Mamiellaceae.
AUGCCGCUCAUGCUCAAGCGCCAGUACGACGCGCUGGCGGCCGCCGCGACCGGCGAUGCUCCGAAGAAAUCCGCGCUCGAACCCGAACGCGCGCCCGUCGUCGAGAUCUCGAACGACGAGCGAGCGACCGACGAAAACGAAAACGCCGUCGUCGUCAUCGACGACGACGACAACGACGCGCCCCGAGACGCGGUCGUGUCGGCGCGGCUGGUGGGCAGCAUGAGACACCGGGCGGCCAGGGCGCGGCUCGCGCACGGCGCGAAACUCCGCCUCCGCCGCGACGACGGCAACGCGCACGAUCCCAACGCCGUCGCCGUCGACGUCCUCUCAUCAUCGGUCGGCGACCCGAUCCACGCGGGCUUCGUCAAGGCGACGCAGGCGGCGGUGCUCGCGCCCGCGUUGGACUCCGGCGCGCUGACCGUCGUGGCGUGCGUCGUGGACGCGCCGCGCGGCGUCGACGCGCUCCCCACGAAGGACGUGCCCGUGCGUUUCACCCUCCGCCGCCGAUCUGCGGACGACGCGUCCGCCGCGUCGGUCCUCGAGCUCCUCGGACUUCCGUACGACGUCCCGAGCUCGGUCGGUGAACUCGUGUCUCCGAAACUCCUCGACGGCAAGUUCGCCGAGCCGAUGUCGCACCGGUGGCUCACGCACUACGAUUUCACCAAGCCUUCCGUCUUCGCCGCGUUGAAUCCCGUGACCGAAGCCUCGCCGGAGAAAGAAUGGGUUUACGUCAACGGCCGCGACGAAAACGUCUCGAGCGAAGACGCCGCGAGCGCACACACAUACAGCGGCAAGUGGAUGAUCAUGGGGGUCAAGUCCGACGUGAUCGACAGAUACUUCGUCGAGUGCGCGAAGGCGGUGGAGGCUGGCGAGGUCGUCGCCGCCAAGGCGCCCGCGGGCGGGGGCGAGGGCGGCGUUGGCGUCUUGAUCUUGUACACGAAAGAUUUCAGGGACAGGGUCGAGGCGGAGAGAGCCGGCGUCGCGUUGAAGCGACGGUUCGGCAGCGGCGUACAUCUGAAGUACAAGACGGACUCCGCGACGUACGCGGGGAUGUACGCGACGGGGGGGGGCAAGGGCGGCGGCAAGACGUGUUGCUACGAGAUGAAGAGCGGGAGUCUGACGAUGGACGUGGACGAACGGGUGUACACCGAGUGUUUGAAGCUCGCGGAGAACGGGGGGGGGGACUACGCGUAG